Messenger RNA from Penicillium bovifimosum, 873 nucleotides. RefSeq lists its product as uncharacterized. The record is from RefSeq and is a predicted model, not a curated record. Lineage: Eukaryota; Fungi; Ascomycota; Eurotiomycetes; Eurotiales; Aspergillaceae. Bases 1 to 873 code for a protein of 290 amino acids. The transcript has a single exon.
AUGGCAGGCGUGGAUCUACAAUCCCUGGGGAUCAAUUUCCCUCCAGGCUACUCCCUCCAAUCUGCAGCGUCUCGGCCAGACAUGUACGAGACCCUGUUUGAUCCCGAACAUCCAAUGAGCACUCUAUGGCCCCAAUUCAUCACAUCGACACCUGUUUCAGAAAAGUACUGGUCACAGUUGACAGACAUCCCGUUCUUUGCGUCUUACCAGCUCAUGGUUCUCCACAAAGAUGUGGAGAAUAAACACGAGUCGGUGGUUGCCUGUGGGAAUUCAAUUCCGGUAUACUGUCCACUCAACGAUUUGCCCGAUGGUGGCUGGGAAGCCAUUCUGCAGGCUGGAAUUGAGGCCUAUCAUACCGGUCACAAAGAGGCUCCCAAUUUGCUUUCGGCACUUGGUAUUACCGUGGCACCCUCCCACCGCCAGCAGAGGCUGGCUGAUAGUCUCAUCCAUGUUUUGAGAGCGCUCGCCAGCCAGGCCCACUUUGAAGCCUUGGUUGUCCCAUUGCGGCCCACCAGGAAGAGCGAACACCCACUGGUGCCUAUGGAGGAGUACGUUCAUUGGAAUCUUGAAGAUCGCGCACGUCCCGAUGAUCAUAUCCCGUAUGAUCCAUGGCUGAGGAAACACCUCACCUAUGGCGGCCGAAUUGUUCGGAUUGCUCCCCGCAGUAUGACGAUUGCCGCGCACGCCGAUCAAUGGAAGACCUGGACUGGAUGUGAUUUGGCUGCCUUAGCCGAGUCGAGGACGGCGACCUUCACAGAGGGGCAUGUCGAGGUUCCUGUUCCCCGUGCCCUAGUUCCUGUCCGAUAUGACCCCGUCUCCAAGAUUGGUUCGUAUGUGGAGCCCAAUGUUUGGGUAAUUCAUCCAAUGCAAUAG